Trichechus manatus latirostris (Florida manatee) is the source of this 1060-nucleotide messenger RNA. RefSeq names its product EMG1 N1-specific pseudouridine methyltransferase (gene EMG1). Gene Ontology annotation, cellular component: nucleolus; small-subunit processome. The transcript is spliced from 6 exons. Gene Ontology annotation, molecular function: rRNA binding; rRNA (pseudouridine) methyltransferase activity. Lineage: Eukaryota; Metazoa; Chordata; Mammalia; Sirenia; Trichechidae. The record is from RefSeq and is a predicted model, not a curated record. Gene Ontology annotation, biological process: rRNA base methylation. Bases 172 to 906 code for a protein of 244 amino acids.
CUCCCACGGCGGCUUCGGUAGUGCGAGACCGCAAACCAUCGCCAUUUCCAAGCUCCCGCUUCCAAAAUGGCAGCCGGAAGGAAGUUUGAGAUUAGGGGGAGGUCCGCUACGGCGCGAGGUUCUGAGAAAUUGACGUGAGGACGUUGGUGCAAGUUCCGGUCCGCUUGCAAGAUGGCUGCGCCCAGUGGUGGAUUCCAGCCUCGUGAACGACGCGGUGGAGAGCAGGAACAGGGCUGGGAUGUUGUGGCGCCCAAGAGGCCCCGACUCGGGGCAGGAAGCAAGAUUGGAGGCCGUAGGCUCAUUGUGGUGCUGGAAGGGGCCAGUCUGGAGACAGUCAAGGUAGGGAAGACAUAUGAGCUACUCAACUGUGAUAAGCACAAGUCUAUGUUGUUGAAGAAUGGACGGGACCCUGGGGAAGUAAGACCAGACAUAGCCCACCAGAGUUUACUCAUGCUGAUGGACAGUCCCCUGAACCGAGCUGGCUUGCUACAAGUUUACAUCCACACCCAGAAGAAUGUGCUGAUUGAAGUGAACCCCCAAACUCGAAUUCCCAGAACCUUUGACCGCUUCUGUGGCCUCAUGGUUCAGCUUUUACACAAACUCAGCGUUCGAGCAGCUGAUGGCCCCCAGAAGCUGUUGAAGGUAAUUAAGAAUCCAGUGUCAGAUCACUUCCCAGUUGGAUGUAUGAAAAUUGGCACUUCUUUUUCCACCCAAGUCGUUAGUGAUGUACGAGAGUUGGUGCCCAGCAGUGACCCUAUUGUUUUUGUGGUGGGAGCCUUUGCCCAUGGCAAGGUGAAUGUGGAGUAUACAGAGAAGGUGGUGUCCAUCAGCAACUAUCCCCUUUCUGCUGCCCUCACCUGUGCAAAACUGACCACAGCCUUUGAAGAAGUAUGGGGGGUCAUCUGACAGUAGAAGACCCUUGUUCCAAAACACAAAGACUGUUUACAUCCCUUGACUCUGUUCUGAGCUGACUGCUGAAUGACUUCUGCACUGAGACUGUGGAGUUGUGGGAAGCCAGGGCUGUAUUUGCUAUUAGCUUUAUCCUAUAAACAUAAUUCUU